AGGGAGGAGGGGAGGCGCUGACAGCGCCGUGCCGAGCCGGGCCCGCCGCCCUCAGCCCGCCAUGGCCGAGCCUGCGGCCUCUUCCAGCUCCGGCGCGUCGCUGCCGCUCAUUGAAUCAGAGCUUUACUUCCUCAUCGCCCGGUUCCUGAGCACCGGGCCCUGCAGGAGAGCGCUGAAGGUGCUGGUGCAGGAGCUGGAGCAGCACCAGUUGCUUCCCAAAAGGUUGGACUGGCAAGGAAAUGAGCAUUAUAGAAGUUAUGAAGAAUUGGUGCUGGCCAACAAACAUGUGGCUCCAGAUCAUUUAUUACAAAUUUGCAAACGCAUUGGCCCUAUCCUGGAUAAGGAGAUCCCACCCAGCAUUUCCAGAGUGAAUUCCUUACUUGGGGCAGGGAGACAGUCCUUGCUACGGACAGCAAAAGAUUGCAGGAACACUGUUUGGAAGGGCUCUGCAUUUGCUGCUCUGCAUCGAGGCAGACCACCAGAAAUGCCUGUGAACUAUGGCACCCCACCAAAUCUUGUGGAGGUGCAUCGAGCAAAGCAAUUAACUGGAUAUGCCAAGUUCAGCACUUCAUUCCCAGGAAGUAUGUACCAGCAUGUCAAGAUGCACAGGAGGAUCCUUGGCCAUCUCUCUUCUGUGUAUUGUGUUGCAUUUGACAGGACUGGACACAGAAUAUUUACUGGCUCAGAUGACUGUCUGGUGAAGAUCUGGUCCACUCACAAUGGCAGAUUGUUUGCCACCUUACGAGGACAUUCAGCAGAGAUCUCUGACAUGGCUGUGAACUAUGAGAACACCAUGAUUGCAGCUGGGAGCUGUGACAAGAUGAUCCGAGUGUGGUGCCUGAGGACUUGUGCACCAGUUGCUGUCCUCCAUGGGCACACAGGGUCCAUUACCUCAUUGCAGUUCAGUCCCAUGGUGAAAGGCUCCCUGCGAUACAUGGUCUCCACUGGGGCAGAUGGAACUGUUUGCUUUUGGCAGUGGGACACAGAUUCCAUGAAAUUCAACACCAAGCCAGUGAAGUUCACAGAGAAGCCCAGGCCAGGGGUUCAGAUGCUUUGUUCUUCCUUCAGUGUGGGUGGGAUGUUUUUAGCAACUGGCAGCACUGACCAUGUCAUCAGGAUGUAUUUUUUUGGCUCUGAAACACCUGAGAAAAUAGCUGAAUUGGAAAGUCAUGCUGAUAAAGUUGACAGCAUUCAGUUUUCUAAUGGUGGGGACAGGUUCAUAAGUGGCAGCAGAGAUGGAACAGCUCGGAUCUGGCGUUUCGAGCAAGCAGAGUGGAGGAACAUUUUGUUGGAUAUGUCUGAUCGACUGCUGGGUGACACUUGUGCAGAAGAAGACAAAUUCAUGAAGCCUAAAGUAACCAUGAUAGCUUGGAACCAAAAUGACAACUAUGUUGUUACAGCUGUGAAUAAUCACCUGCUCAAAGUUUGGAAUUCCAGUACAGGGCAGUUGCUCCAUGACUUGGUGGGCCAUGCAGAUGAAGUGUUUGUCUUGGAGACCCAUCCCUUUGAUUGCAGGAUAAUGCUGUCUGCAGGCCACGAUGGCAACAUCUUCAUCUGGGACAUCACCAAAGGCACCAAAACAAAGCAUUAUUUUAACAUGAUUGAAGGCCAGGGACACGGAGCUGUUUUUGACUGUAAAUUUUCACCAGAUGGGCAGCAUUUUGCAUGCACAGAUUCCCAUGGACAUCUGCUGAUAUUUGGCUUUGGCUGUAGCAGACCUUAUGAAAAGAUUCCUGAUCAGAUGUUCUUCCACACUGACUAUCGGCCGCUGAUCCGAGACUCCAAUAACUAUGUGUUGGAUGAGCAGACUCAGCAGGCCCCUCACCUCAUGCCCCCUCCCUUCUUAGUGGAUGUGGAUGGAAACCCUCAUCCAACAAAAUAUCAAAGAUUGGUGCCAGGAAGAGAGAACUGUGCAGAUGAGCAUUUGAUUCCUCAGCUUGGAUAUGUGGCAACAAGUGAUGGAGAAGUUGUUGAGCAGGUGAUUGGCCAGCAGACGGUUGAUCAGGAUGAGCCAGGCUUGGAGCCCAGCAUUCUGGAUGGGAUGAUCAGACAGCUACAGCUGGAACAGGAUCAGAGGACUGGAGCUGAUCAAGAAUCUGCUCCAAGUGGCCCCCAAAAUGGGGAGGGAACACCCAGGAGAGCUUUCAGAAGGCCGAGCUUGGACAUCCAGUCCCCGCCCAACAUCGGGCUGCGGCGCAGCGGGCAGGUGGAGGGCGUGCGGCAGAUGCACCAGAACGCCCCGCGCAGCCAGAUGGCCACCGAGAGGGACCUGCAGGCCUGGAGGCGCAGGGUGGUGGUGCCAGAGAUCCCCCCCAGCUUGCUCAGGAAGCAGGAAGAAUAUCGGAUUGCAAAAGGGGAAGAAGAGAGAGAUCUUUAUGCAACAGAGAAUAAAAAGUCACUUGAGUCACUGGAAAAGAGUGAUUCUGAGUCUUCAUUAAUUCAAUCAAAGCGUCGACUGCACAGACGGAAAUAUUCCAACUACAGAACACGGAAUAACAUUGAGCAGCUGGAGUCUUCUGAGGAGGAGAGGGACAAUUGCUUUGUGAUAGAGCAGGAAGCUGAAGAAAGUGAGGGCUCUGGUUCGUCUGAUGAAGAGGAAGAGUGGAGAAGUGACAAGAAAAGCAACAGCAAUAGUUCUAGUGACUCCUCGAGCAGAUAUUCCGACUGGAUCGCUGACACCGGGAUCAACCUGCAGCCGCCGCUGCGCACCUCGCGCAGGAAAGCGCUGCGCUACUGCAGCACCUCCGAGGACGAGGUGUCAGCUGAGAAAUCCUCUCCUCCCAAGAGGAGAAGGAGGAAAAGGAGGAAAAAACCCAAACCAAAAAAGCAGGAGGAGACUGAUGCUGCAGCACAACCACUGAAUGUGGAGCUGUCCUAUGACUGGCACCCUCCAGUGUGGAUCACAGACACGGCUCUCCGAAGGUCCCCGUUUGUCCCUCAGAUGGGGGAUGAGGUGAUAUAUUUCCGACAAGGGCACGAGGCUUACAUUGAAGCAGUGAGAAGAAAUAACAUUUAUGAAUUGAAUCCACACAAGGAGCCUUGGAGAAAAGUGGUGCUUAGGGAUCAGGAAUUGGUAAAAAUUGUUGGAAUUAGAUACGAAGUUGGUCCUCCCACGUUGUGUUGCCUCAAACUUGCCUUUAUAGAUCACGCCACUGGGAAACAUACAGACAAAUCAUUUUCCAUCAGAUACCAUGACAUGCCAGAUGUUAUCGAUUUCCUUAUCUUACGUCAGUUCUAUGACGAAGCCCGGCAGAGGAACUGGCAGGCCUCUGACAGGUUCCGCUCCAUUAUUGACGAUGCCUGGUGGUUUGGGACAGUGCUGGGUCAGGAACCUUAUCAGCCUCAGUAUCCAGACAGUCACUUCCAGUGUUACAGUGUCAAAUGGGACAAUGGUGAAAUUGAAAAGCUGAGCCCGUGGGACAUGGAACCAGUCCCUGAUAAUGUUGAUCAGCCUGAAGAAUUAGGAGCAAGUGUGUCUGUGACUCUGGAAGAGGUGGAGAAGCUCCUGUACAAACCCCAGGAGGGGGAGUGGGGGAUGAAGUCCCGUGAUGAGGCCUGUGAACGGAUCAUCCGUGGGAUUGAUCAGCUCAUGACUCUUGACAUCUCAGCAGCUUUUGCUGGCCCAGUGGACCUGUGCACGUACCCCAAGUACUGCACGGUGAUCGCCUACCCCACGGACCUCAACACCAUCCGCACCCGCCUGGCCAACAGGUUCUACAGGAGAAUUUCAGCAUUGGUUUGGGAAGUCAGAUACAUUGAAAGCAAUGCCAGAACCUUCAAUGAGCCUGGGAGUGCUAUUGCCAGAGCUGCAAAAAAAAUCACCACCCAGCUCCUAAAGUUCAUCAAUGACCAGGACUGUACAAAUAUUUUUGAAUUAUGUAGUACAACAGAUGAUGAACAAGAUUGUCAUGAUGCUGAUCUGGAUGAUGAAAAAUGUGUUCCUAGAACAUCAUACAGAAGAAGAAAAGGACGAGGCUUAAAAAAAGGGAAAAACCUGAAAAGUGGCUAUGAUGAAAACUGUUGGAAGAAGCAGUGCAUGGAACUGGUGAAUUUAAUUUUCCAGUGUGAGGAUUCUGAACCUUUCAGGCAGCCAGUUGAUUUGGAUCAAUAUCCUGAUUACAGACAUAUUAUAGACACUCCAAUGGAUUUUGGUACAGUGAAGGAAACUCUGGAAGCUGGGAAUUAUGACACUCCAAUGGAGCUGUGCAAAGAUAUCAGACUGAUAUUCAGUAAUGCAAAAUCUUAUACUCCAAAUAAAAAAUCAAAGAUUUACAGUAUGACCUUGAGAUUGUCAGCACUGUUUGAAGAGAAAAUCCGAAGAAUUGUUUCAGAUUUCAAAAAUGGGCAGAAACAGAAUGAAAAGCUACGGAGAAACCAGAGGUACACGAGAAGAUUUAAUAAUCAAAGCUCAGUGCAGCAGCCCACCAAAAUGCUCAGAAAUCUGAAGCAGAAACCACUAAAGUCUCAGGCCAAACUUGAAUCUGAGCAGGAAGAUGCUUUUCCUCAGCCUACCUCAAGCAGAGCCGCCUGUGUCACAAGCCAUAAACCCAGCACUGGCUCCUACAACCAGAGUUCCUCGGGAGAAUCCUCAGAUUCUGCCUGCCUGGCAUCCUUUGAGAGGAAUGGGAAGGCCAGAUCCACACCACUGACCAAUUGUUCUGCUUUAUCAUCAGAGAGUGAAAUAGAAGGUUCUGGGGUUUCUUCAUCUACUUCCUCUUCAUCUUCAUCCUCCUCAAGCAGCUCAGAAGACAGCAAAGGCUGUUCUGGGGCUCCUGUGUCCUCCUCUCCCCUGCACAAUGGGGUGUGCAGGAGGAAAAGCAGUCGUAGGCUGACUCGGAACCGAGCUGCUCAGAGGAAACAGACAGGAACUCUUCUUCAGGAGAACGGCAAUACAAGGAAAACGGUCAGGAAGAAGUUAUAUGGAAGCGACUCUGAAAAUACUUCAGCAGUGACAUCCGAGUCCCUCAGCAACAGCAAGGGCAGGCACAGGAAAACCCCACGCAGGAGUGCUGCUGUGGCUGCCAACAAGCUGAGGCUGAUGAGCGACGUGGAGGAAGAGGUGUCGAGCUCGGAGAGCAUCGGGAUCUGCAGGAACAGGAAGCUGCCGCACCGCAACGCCUCGGCCGCCGCCAGGAGAAUGCUGCUGGAGGGGUCCGAGGAUGAGGCUGGCCUGAAGUCUGAGAGUGACAAGGAAAUAGAGGAGCAGCUCACCAAGAGGAAAACUCUUUCUCAAACUGGCUGCUCUGCUCCACGAAGGAAGUUUGUCAGCGAAUCUGAGAAUGGAAGCUCGGAUUCUGAGCCCGACACGCAGAGCAAGCAGAAGAGCUGGCAGAGCAACGGGCACAAACAGUUCCGGGGCCCUGCCUGCUCUGUGUCUCCCAAAGGGCAAAGUCCCACCUUAGACUUAUCAGAAGAGGACUCCAAAAGCCAUAAUUCUGAGGAUGGGAGCAGCCAAAAGGUUUCUGACCAGUCAACACCUGCACAUCACAAGCCUGCAGUGAGCAACUCUGAGGAUGAGGCGGACUCUGGGUCAGACAGGUGGAAUGGCAGGAAAGCCUCUGGGCUGCAGCUGUCUCCUCCUUUAAAAAAAGCAAAAGUCUUGAGUGAUUUAGAGGACACAGCAGAAUCUGAAGCAGAAGCCACAGAGGAGAAGAAGAAUUUUGUAUGGGAGAGCUUGGUGCCCACUAGGAUUGUGAGGAGUCCCAAAUCUGGAGCUGCCUCCAGCUUCCAUCGCUCUUCUGAUUCGGACUCGGAGAGCGAUUCCAAUAACAGCAAUUACUGUGAAACUUCUGCAAAAGCAAAGAUGAGGAAGAGGAAAGGAAAAACAAAAAUAGUUAGAAAAGAGCAAACAUCAGAGGAGCCCAGCCAAAGUGGCAAAGUGCUGCGGAGCAGGACGUGCAUCAUCAACUACAAGAAACACAUCAGGGUGUCCAGCGUGGGGGAGAAGAAGAACCCCCGCAGGUGUGCCACGCUGGCAGCCAGCAAGAUCAAGAUCAUGAGCAAAGCCAAGGAGGAAUUAUCCAGCUCAGAAAGUGUUUACCCAGUCAGGAAGAACCGCAAGCAGCUCCAGGGCAGCGUGUCCUCAGCCUGCAGGAAGAAGCUGUUUAACAGCUCGGAGGUGGAGGCUUGUUCCAAGUCUGAAAAUGAGAGUGAGCAGGUCUCUGGCAGGAAAAAACCUUCCUGCCCUGAGCCUUCUGUUUCUAAAAGGAAAUAUAUUAUUGAGUCUGAGAAUGAGAGGACUGACUCGGAGACAGAAACUCGGAAGCAGAGUGAUGACCACACGCAGCCACACAAACCCCUCUGUGCUGCAGCUCUGAAUAAUUUUGACUAUAACUCCUCAGAGGAGAAUUCCACAAACCACAGGGUAGAAAAUGGGGGAAACUGGGGAAUUUCUAGGCAGGCAGCUUCAGCCGACAACCAUUGUACGAGUAACUCUGAAGAGGAGGUUGAUUCUGACUUAGCUAAACUUGAAACUAAAAAUACCAGAGUAGCAGCAAAUAAAAAACCCAGAGCUUCUUUCAAGAGAUUAAAACGGGUGGAUGACUUCAAGGAAACAACAGAAUCUGAAAAGGGGGGGAAACAAGAGGAGAAAAGCUCUGUCUCCGAGGAUGUGGAGGCACCUGGGACUGCAGGAAGAUCCAAAGCCAACUUCACCUGUUUCUCCUCGGACUCUGGAACCGACACCACCGUCUGCAGCGACGCCACGGAAAGCAGGAAGCGCAAGAGGAAAUCCAAACCCGGCAGGAAAGAAAGCCUCAGCCAGGACUCCCUGAGGCCUUGCAGGAGGCCGCAGCGCAGGAAACGGCGGAAAGGCAGCCAGGAGCAGGACUCGGAGGAGGUGGAGUUCGGCGCGUGCCGGCGGGCGCCGCGGCGCUCCAAGAUCCGCACGCGCAACGGCGGCCGGCGCACCGUGCGCUACAACGACGGCGACGACGACGACAGAGCCCUCGAGGAUGCCGCCUGCGAAACGUAACCUUAACAAAAGGAUAGCCAGCCCAUCUCUGGUUUUU
This is a messenger RNA of Lonchura striata (white-rumped munia), 7010 nucleotides long. RefSeq names its product bromodomain and WD repeat domain containing 1 (gene BRWD1). Gene Ontology annotation, cellular component: nucleus. Gene Ontology annotation, molecular function: protein binding. Gene Ontology annotation, biological process: regulation of transcription by RNA polymerase II; cytoskeleton organization; regulation of cell shape. The record is from RefSeq and is a predicted model, not a curated record. NCBI's taxonomy places the organism in Eukaryota, Metazoa, Chordata, Aves, Passeriformes, Estrildidae.